Misgurnus anguillicaudatus (oriental weatherfish) is the source of this 5006-nucleotide messenger RNA. The record is from RefSeq and is a predicted model, not a curated record. Lineage: Eukaryota; Metazoa; Chordata; Actinopteri; Cypriniformes; Cobitidae.
UGCUUGCAGUGACUUUUACCUACUCAUCUAUUAUGGGUGACAUUUGCUUGCUUUGUUGUGUGCAAGAUAGAUAAAGGACACAGAAUGGACUUAAGGAGAUACUAGGUUACAAAUUGAACUGUGAUUUGAAUAUAACAGGGACCUAUUGAGCCGAUAUGCCUCAAGGGCUUAUAUAUGCCAAAUGAUAAUCCCUAACCUGUGAUAUCUUUUCAUGUUUCUUUGUCAAAUCAGCAUUCAUGCUUUUAGGGCCUCUAUUUCACACAGCACUGGGCAAACAGAUCUGUCUUAAUGUUUGUCAGUUGCCUAACCAUUUAUCAGCGAUCGGUAAGUGCACUGGCAGCUGGGACAUUUUCGGCCAUGUGUGUGUGUUUUAAAGCACGUUCAAAAAGAAAAUGCAUGCACUAAAAUGGUUCAAGCAUGCACACACAUUUUAGACCGUUUUGUAUUUCUAAACCCAGUGACCUGGUCGAAUAGGCAUUUUAGGGCAAUUGAACAUUGUACCUUCCCUCUCUUCCUCUUUGGGGUUGUAGCACAGCAGCCCCAGCUGUCCUCACGGGGGCAGGACGUGUUAAGACAAACCCGAACUGAGUGCAGAAGAGAGUAAAAGUAGUACAGCCAGGCGCUGAUAUGUCAUUUGAGCUCCAGGAAAGGAAGGGGCAAACUUGAGACAGGACUGUGAGCUCGGAGAGCUUUUUAAAGAAAUCAGCGGAGAUCCUUGAGAGGGGUGUGCUCGUGGGUGCAUGUGUCAGUGUGUGGGUGCAUACGUGUGUUUGGGUGAAACUGUAAGAACUUUCUGAAAGGCGUUACUUUCACUAAAGUGAUUCAUCUGCUGCCGGUCUGUCAUCAGGUGAGUUGCAUGUCAAGUUAUGCAUGAUAAAGACUGAGCAGCCCAGAGGCUACAGCGCAAAGGAAGAAUGUUGGAAAAUUGCCUAACAUUCGGCCGCUCCCUUGUGAGGAGGAAAAUUGUGAACGAAGACAGUCUGGAGGAGUCCAAGCUGUGUCGUUGCCUCUCCACUGUGGAUCUCAUUGCCCUUGGGGUAGGAAGUACACUGGGAGCUGGGGUCUAUGUGCUCGCUGGUGAGGUGGCCAAAGGCAACUCUGGCCCCAGUAUCGUGGUGUCCUUCCUCAUCGCUGCUCUGGCAUCUGUGAUGGCCGGCCUUUGCUAUGCCGAGUUUGGGGCCCGUGUACCAAAGACGGGCUCGGCCUAUCUGUACAGUUAUGUGACCGUAGGGGAGCUCUGGGCCUUCAUCACAGGAUGGAAUCUCAUUCUGUCAUAUGUAAUAGGGACUUCUAGUGUGGCUCGUGCCUGGAGUGGGACGUUUGAUGAGCUCAUAGGGGGUCACAUUGAGAAGUUCUGCAAAACAUACUUCAAAAUGAGUUUUCCCGGCCUUGCUGAGUACCCUGAUUUCUUUGCAGUCUGCCUGAUCUUACUCUUAUCAGGUCUUCUCUCCUUUGGCGUGAAAGAGUCGGCUUGGGUCAACAAAAUCUUCACAGCUGUAAAUGUGCUCGUGCUAAUAUUUGUCAUUAUCUCUGGAUUCGUCAAAGGAGACUCAGACAAUUGGAAUCUAUCAGAAGAAUCACUCAUAAACUUCACCAUUGUCACAAGGAAUCUUUCAUACACAGCUAAUGUUACCAGUGAUUAUGGUGCGGGGGGGUUUUUACCUUAUGGUUUUGGUGGGACUCUGGCAGGUGCAGCCACAUGCUUUUAUGCCUUUGUAGGAUUUGACUGCAUUGCAACCACAGGUGAAGAGGUGAAAAACCCCCAGAGGGCGAUUCCCAUUGGUAUAGUGGUCUCCCUGCUGGUGUGUUUCCUUGCCUACUUUGGUGUCUCUGCGGCUCUCACCCUCAUGAUGCCCUAUUACCUGUUGGAUGAGAAGAGUCCUCUGCCUGUGGCUUUUCAAUAUGUGGGCUGGGAACCUGCAAAAUAUGUAGUGGCUGGUGGUUCACUUUGCGCUCUAUCAACCAGUCUGCUGGGAUCCAUUUUCCCAAUGCCGCGUGUAAUCUAUGCUAUGGCACAGGAUGGGGUGCUUUUCAAAGUGUUAGCCCAAAUCAGUCCUAAGACGAUGACCCCACUUAUUGCCACAAUGUCUUCCGGUGUAGUUGCAGCAAUCAUGGCCUUCCUGUUUGACUUGAAAGCACUGGUGGAGAUGAUGUCUAUUGGAACUUUGCUGGCAUAUUCUUUAGUAGCUGCCUGUGUUCUCAUCCUCAGAUAUCAGCCGGAUGCUGCGUUUGAGAGGUCCAGAAUCAACGAAGAAAAGGAAGCAAUGGGUGAAUCUGAACUGACUGAAUCUGAGUCUCAUCUCAACAUGUUGAAGGAUAGAGAAAUAACCCUACACUCACUGUUCAAUCCACCACAACUGCCCACAGAACAGACCUCCACAGUGGUCAAUGUGUCUGUUAUUAUUAUGGUGUUUAUUGUGUGUGUUGUAAGCACGCUUAACACAUACUAUGGACAGGCCAUUGCUGCCAUGGAGCCUUGGGCCCUGGGGCUGUUAGCAGCUUCUUUGUUCAUCUUCAUUUUGUGCAUCUUUUUGGUUUACAGACAACCUCAGACGAGGAAGAAAGUUUCUUUUAUGGUUCCUCUGUUGCCCUUUUUGCCCAUCUUGAGUAUAUUUGUCAACGUGUAUCUCAUGGUUCAGCUCAGCGGGGACACAUGGAUCCGCUUCUCCAUCUGGAUGGCAAUAGGUUUCAUCAUCUAUUUUGGUUAUGGGAUGUGGCAUAGUGCUGAACGCCAGAGGCAUCUACAAAGCUGCGGUGUUGUGUCAGAGAAAAAGAAGCUGACAACAAACAAAGGCAUUGAAGACUAUCUGAUUCAAACAGAGAAGACAAGUCCAUGUUAGACUGAAAGAGAGACUUAUAUUAACAGACUGUUACUCACAGCAUUCACCAACCAGCUGACAGACCUCCAGAGCUCUGUGUAUACAGCUCUGCCUUUACACUGCCAUCAUGAACAAUAUUUUAUCACUUUAAACAUCUCUCAGUGCUGAUGAUCUCAUACUGUACAUGCUGUGAUUAUGUCACAUAAUAUAACAACAGGGGUGGAAAAAUGUAUCAUACUAUGAUCUGACAAUACUGAAACAGGGCCACUUCAAAAAUUCAUGGAGACUGCUAUGAAAUUUUAAUUAAUGGCUCUUCUUGGUUCAUCUCAUUUGAGAUGAAAUUUCUUUCAAGGAUUGUUUGAAAAAAAUAUUUACACCCCUUUAAGACAUACCUCUGCAUAUGAGAAAGGGAACACAGUUCAUAAAACAUUUUUAAAUUUGCCAAGAUGCAAAAAUAUUAGGUACCUAAAAAGUCAAAUAAACAUAUGUGACCCUGGAUUACAAAACCAGUCUUAAGUUGCACGGGUAUAUUUGUAGCAAUAGCCAAAAAUACAUAGUAGGAAUCAAAAUGAUAAAUUUUUCUAUUAUGCCAAAAAUCAUUGAUAUUAUUUAAUGGUCCAUUGAAAUAUUUUGUAAACUUCCUACAAUAAAUACAUCAAAACUUUAUUUUUGUGAGUGGAUGUAGUUGCUAAGGACUUCAUUUGGACAACGUUAAAGGUGAUUUAUUAUUACGGUAUUAUUAUUUGCACCCACAAAUUUCAGAUUUUCAAAUCAUCGUAUCUCGUCUAAAUAUUGUCCUAUUCUAACAAACCAUACAUCAAUGGAAAGCCCAUUCAACUUUUAGAUUAUGUAUAAAUCAACCCUUAUAACUGGUGUUAUGUUCCAGGGUCACAAAUAUACUUAGUCCUGGUGUGGGACAAAAGCGUGGUAGUCACAUAAUUCAAUAAAUGUAAAACAUUAAUUAAGUACAGCUUUGAAAAAGCAGUAAGUAUUACUGUGACCACCUAGCUUCACACAUAACUACUGUUAACUAUUCUGUUAUUUCAUUUCAAGUGUUAUUAAGUGUUUACUUCUAAGAUUUAGUAUUAAUUCUAUUGACUACAUCUUAUUUUAGGUGCAAGAGAUGCUAAGCUGCUCAUACAGAAUAACAAUACUUGUUUUUUUCUUAUUCUAAAAAAACUUUUUAUUUUUGCCCUCUACAUAUUAUAUGUUUCUAUAGUUUGUGUCAUGUCCUAAUGUUCGGUAUUCACAGGUCAAUCUGUUGUUGAACAUUACACCAAAAAAAUGUGUAAUGAAUGCUUUACAUGUUCUCCUUAGGCAUGGGCCGGUAUGAGAUUUUGGAGGUAUGAUAACCUUAAGUAAAAAUACCACGUUUCACAGUAUUGCGGUUUUGACAUUACAACACUAAAAUGUGUUUUUUCAGACAACAACUUUUUUAACUGGACACAAUACAUUUUAAAUUUCUUUCAAAAUAUAUUUUUGUAAUAUAUUAUAUAUUAUUAUUUUGGUAAUAUAUAAUAUUUUGUAAUUUUGUAAUAUAUAUUUUGUAAUAUAUGUUAUAAUAUAUAUUAUAAUAUAUAUAUAUAUAUUAUAAUUACAUGACUUAAUGAUUUAAUUAAUUUAAAUACCUUACAAACUUGACUCUUUAAAACCUCGGUAUACCUUGAAACCGGUAACCAGCCCAUGCCUAGUUGUCCUAUUACCCAUUAUUAACUUUAUCUACAUUCGUUAACUUACAAUAGGUUUUAGAGAUUUUUUGUGAUGAAGUAUUCAUCUACAUAAAAUGAUUUUAAACUGUUACUCAAUAGAUUUUUUAGGUAUUGCUUACUAAGAUAUUAAGCAUCACUUGUCUGAUAAUGUAAUAGUGUAAUGAAUGGACUACAUGAACCUCAGAAUCUGACAAUGUUUCCUCAAUAUGGCAGUGAUGAAAAGGUUUGAACUGUCGGUCAGGUUCUCUGUACAAACAUUUAUAUAGUAUGUGUUAAUAUGUCAUUAAGACAAUGUAUAUCGUUUUUAUGCUUUAGAGGCUUUUGUAUAGUGCUUUUACAUGUAAUGGAUGUGUUGAGCUAUUGCUCAUUAUUUCAUUAUUGCAAGGUCGUUUCAUGUAAAGCAAUAAAAUAUUCCUUCCCUUUUUAUAUUUGUUCUUAACAUUUGUAUAAAUAAAUAGACUUUUACACUGGCACAGUA